AUGAUUAAAAUAAAAGCCAAUGGAGAGCUGUUAAAUUAUCAAUUCCUACAGGUAAUGUUUUAAUAUCAUUUCCAAGGUUCCACAAUGCAACUAUUGUGCUACUUACAUUAGUAAUCUAAGUCUAAUCAAAAAAGAUCAAUGGCAAUGCUAAAUUUGCAAAAGAUUGUUAAAGUUACCAGUUUGGUAUAAGCAAUAACCUAUCCUAUAUGACAACUUUGAAAUCGCUUUAACUUAGCCAUCCUUUAAUAGGAGAGCUCUGUUUUUAAUUGAUGUGACUUCCCAAGCCUUAUGUAGAAUGAUUAUUCCAUUAAUCGAAUAAUCUCUUAAUCAAAUCGAUGAAGUAUUAAAUACAAUGAAUCAAGAUCGCUUUAAUUCCUUGUACUCCCUAUCCCACAGUUUUACAAUUUGUUAACAACAAAAUCAGAAUGACUACACUUACAUCAUAUGAUCAAGAAUGUAAAUUAGAUCUGUUUCUUAAUUGCUCAACAGAAUUCCAAAAAAUUAGGCAACUCUGUCGAAUGAUUGAAAGUCUAUCGUAAUAUAAUCAAAACUCUAAUGUUUUAAAAUCUAAUUACCCUAUUGAACUAGCUUAAUCAUUUAUAAAUAGAUUGCUAGAAUAUUAAUCAAUUAAAAUUAUUCAUUUUACUUGGAUAAAUUAAUUCAUUGAACCAGAACUUAAAUCUCACGCAGAUAUAAAAAUAGGAAAGAAUCAUUAUCAUUUAUUCAUAAUUCAGUAAAAUUGCUAUGUGUAAGACUAUUAUAAAGAAGUUUCUCGAAAUCUUCAUGGAAAGUGCAAUGUCUACAAUGAUGAUGAUUGUAAAAAUAUAUUUAAAAGUUAAAUUAGUGGAUACAUUCUAUAACGAAGUUGAAUCCUUUUUCUAAAGUUCAUUUUGUUGGGAGGCCUAGCUUUAAAUCAAUUUACCUCAAGGUUGGAAGGUUUAGAAAUUUUAGAAUAUCAUUACAGAUUCUAAUUAAUUCUAUUUACCUUACCUGACAGAUCAAGAUGAAAUAACAAUUGAAUUCAUUCAGGAAGCUAAAUAUAAAACAAAAGACAAUUUAGUUUAAACAAUUAUUUCAUAUAAAUCAAAGGCAUAAAAACAUAUCUGCGUUGCAAAUGAAAAGAUUUAAGUAUGA
Paramecium octaurelia is the source of this 1134-nucleotide messenger RNA. The record is from the annotation of a GenBank genome assembly. NCBI's taxonomy places the organism in Eukaryota, Ciliophora, Oligohymenophorea, Peniculida, Parameciidae.